AUGAAUACCUCGAGGGUCGAUAAGUGCGGCAAAAUUGGAUGCUCUCUUUCCAAGUCGCUAGCACUGCUUCAUCUAUCCCUAUCCUCGACCUCGACAUUGACUGCAUCAACUGCUGCCCUCACCUCCAUCCCCUUCACCUUCACCCUCAUCCUCACCUUCUCCUCUAAAUUUUCUGCCUUGACCUCUGCUUCCAUGUUCAGCUUACCCGACUUUACUACCACCCACUUUGUCACCUCAGGUCCUCUGACUACUAAACGCUCCUUUAGCUUUGUUCCUCGAUUUUUCUUACGUGGCAGUGCCUCGCUUGUACUUUUUGUUCCCCUUGUCUCUGCUUUAUCUGUCUCAACGCCGGUGGGCCUAACCUCGGGCGGGCCAGCAGUGAUUGCAUGGAGUGUUGCACAAGGCGACCCACAGACAUUCUCUAUUGAGCUUAUCAACGACGUGGUGGCCGCCAAUCAAUUUGCUCUUGCGAACAACGUCCCAAGUAGUGCUGGGUCCCUCAACCUCGUUUUGCCCAAAGUGCCCUUUGGUGGAGAAUUCACGAUCGGCCUUGCGCAAUCUACUGCAACAUCCUCAACAACCUCAGCAACCUCAGCAACAUUCUCAUUCUUAACAGCCAGCGGCUCUAGUACCAAUACUCUCAUUCCUAGCAAUGCUACCCAGACUACAGCACCGAGUUCGUUUCAUUCGGCGGGAACGGUGGGAACAAGUGCAUCUGUACCAACUGCACCAGGUAUUGGUAACACCAAUAACCAAUCGACUGCUUCUGGAUCCAGAGCAAAAGUUGCUGGAAUUGUUGUCGGAGUUGUUGGAGCGAUCAUUAUUUGUCUCGCGAUAUUGCCAUGUAUUCGACGCGGUAAAAUCCCUUGGUCAUCCAUGAUAAGGAGAGGACGUAGAAAAAAGAAUGCCGAAGUACCAGGAUUGCCUAUAGUUCGAGAGGUCGAAAAUAAUGUGGUGCCACUGCAUUGGCCUCUGGAAUCUGGACGACGCAAUUGGACAGACCAUACAGGCGAGUCCGUUCACCAAGCAGGGCUAGUGUCCCAUCAGCACCCUACAGAGACAGUAAAUAACAGGACGAAGCACCCAGCACCCAUAUCGAACAACGUGUCUGAGAACUCACAGAUCACAGUCGAACCUAUUUCAUCAGUGAUGCAAGAAGUGGAUAGCCUUCGUGCACGAAUAGCGGAAUUGGAACGACAACAGCAGGGAUCAAGACAAAAUUUACAUCCACCAAGUGUCCAUUCUGGGACCGACGAUAAUCGAUCAGCGCCGCCAGCAUAUUCAGAUGAUGGUCGUUAUUGA
Messenger RNA from Fomitiporia mediterranea MF3/22, 1302 nucleotides. RefSeq lists its product as uncharacterized. Lineage: Eukaryota; Fungi; Basidiomycota; Agaricomycetes; Hymenochaetales; Hymenochaetaceae. The record is from RefSeq and is a predicted model, not a curated record. The coding region runs from base 1 to 1302 and encodes 433 amino acids. The transcript is spliced from 3 exons.